This is a messenger RNA of Haemonchus placei, 216 nucleotides long. Lineage: Eukaryota; Metazoa; Nematoda; Chromadorea; Rhabditida; Trichostrongylidae. The record is from the annotation of a GenBank genome assembly.
UUAACUAGUUGUCGGCCCCUUCUGACAUACCUGAGAGCAUACUUCUUGUCCUUGUCCGAAGUCGCAGGUGUUACACCACUGCCCAACCGUGCUCUGUUGCUGUUGAGAACUGGAUUACCGCUGAUAACGGCAUGGUCGAUACAGCCUUUCAUUGUACAAGAGGGGAAGCCAAGGUGGGUCAGUCGUACGUUGUUCUUCACACUUAGAGCCGGUUGA